Messenger RNA from Peronospora belbahrii, 354 nucleotides. Lineage: Eukaryota; Oomycota; Peronosporomycetes; Peronosporales; Peronosporaceae. The record is from the annotation of a GenBank genome assembly.
AUGACCCGCCAGUUUCUAAUGCAGGAAGCAUCACAACAACAGCACGAGGUUCAAGAAGACGAGCACGUAGUCGAUCACUUGAAGCCAGAUGGUGCUGCUACAGGUGCUGGCUCAGUAGCUUUAGCUCCGCAGGAGUCCAUUACGGACAAAUUGUGGUCGAAUUUGACUCCAGCUUCAGGACCCAAAGCCAACAGUGAGUGGACGAUGUCCACGCUCCUCCAAGUAGGAGCCAUUAAAGGAGCGCUGGACGACGUCAUGUACGGUUCGUCUUCAUUUAGUGCUAUGGAUACGUUAAUCAAGUCCUCUUACAAAGCUGAAGAGGUCGUAGACGCAGACACAUUGUAUGAAAUUUAG